UUCAGUUUGAGGACAGAACACAACUUUAGUUUGAGAUCUAAGGACUUGCACUGUCUCCAAAUCUGCAGGAAGGACUUUUUGAUUGGCUCAAUAUAAAUACCUUCUCCAUUCUCGCCUCCCUUCAACAACAUCUUCUUUCACACAACAACAAUUCACACAAUAUCUUGUUCGAGAUUUUUUCAUUUUAAAUUACGUAUCAAAUUCCGAGCAAGAUGACUAUUCUGGUUGAACAUUUCGUUCCUGAUUCGAGAGUCGAGGAAAAGAAACUGACAGAGGAGAGGAAUGAGGAAUUGGUGUUGGAUGGAGGCUUCGUGGUUCCACAAUCUAAGGAAACUAAUGGAUUUGAUGCUCCUGAUAUGAAUUUCCUGGGCCAUUCUUUCAGGGAUUAUGAGAAUGAUUUAAGCGAGAGACAACAAGGUGUUGAGGAAUUCUACAGGCUGCAACACAUUCACCAGACUUAUGACUUUGUGAAGAAGAUGAGAAAAGAGUAUGGGAAACUUGACAAGAUGGAAAUGAGUAUAUGGGAAUGUUGUGAGUUAUUGAACAAUGUUGUCGAUGAAAGCGAUCCGGAUCUUGAUGAGCCUCAAAUCCAACACCUUCUCCAAACUGCUGAAGCCAUUCGGAGGGACUAUCCUAACGAAGAUUGGCUCCAUCUCACUGCCUUGAUCCAUGAUCUUGGAAAGGUUCUUCUUCUGCCAGAAUUCGGUGGUCUUCCACAAUGGGCUGUCGUAGGCGAUACAUUUCCAGUUGGAUGCACCUUUGACUCGGCCAAUAUUCACCACAAGUAUUUCAAAGGAAAUAGUGAUAACAACAACCCAAAGUACAACACAAAAAAUGGAGUUUACAAUGAAGGAUGUGGAUUGGACAAUGUUCUCAUGUCAUGGGGUCAUGACGACUACAUGUAUUUGGUGGCUAAGGAGAAUGGCACGACUCUCCCCCACGCUGGUCUCUUCAUUAUCCGAUACCAUUCUUUUUAUCCAUUGCACAAGGCCGGAGCCUACACACACUUGAUGAACGAUGAAGACAGAGAUGAUGAUCUCAAGUGGCUCCAUGUCUUCAAUAAAUAUGACCUAUACAGUAAGAGCAAAGUUCAAGUAGAUGUCGAACAAGUGAAGCCUUACUACGUUUCCCUCAUCAACAAGUACUUUCCGGCCAAACUAAAAUGGUGAGAUAUAAAAAGCGGAGAGUCCAUUAAUUGCCUUUUACGUGGAGAACGAGAUCGAAGGUUAACGAGUUUCUAUUGAAUACAACGGAAGAUAAUCUAUCUAAUAAAAAAGUUGAGGUGUUCAUUUGUAAUUUUCUUUUCCCAUCAAAAUCUUAAAUUAUGUUGUAUGGAAUAAGCAUUCUAAUAAUAAUUGCAAUAGGACUCGCGGUAUACCGCGGGGAAAAAUUAUGUACAACUAAAAUAUUUAAAUAUAAGUUGUAUUUGUUGGUUAAA
This is a messenger RNA of Camelina sativa (false flax), 1438 nucleotides long. Its product is annotated as inositol oxygenase 2. NCBI's taxonomy places the organism in Eukaryota, Viridiplantae, Streptophyta, Magnoliopsida, Brassicales, Brassicaceae. Gene Ontology annotation, biological process: inositol catabolic process. Gene Ontology annotation, molecular function: iron ion binding; inositol oxygenase activity. The record is from RefSeq and is a predicted model, not a curated record. Gene Ontology annotation, cellular component: cytoplasm.